Molecule: messenger RNA, 1182 nt
Organism: Metarhizium brunneum ARSEF 3297
Lineage: Eukaryota; Fungi; Ascomycota; Sordariomycetes; Hypocreales; Clavicipitaceae
Gene: sap-49
Product: Splicing factor 3B subunit 4
Biological process (GO): positive regulation of mRNA splicing, via spliceosome
Cellular component (GO): U2 snRNP; U12-type spliceosomal complex; nucleolus
Molecular function (GO): RNA binding
Source: RefSeq, a predicted model, not a curated record
AUGGCACAAAAUAGACAUUGGGAACAAGACAAAGAAGCGACAAUCUACAUAGGCAACAUUGACGAGCGCGCCACGACAGCAACCAUUUACGAAAUCAUGCUCCAGAUGGGCCCCAUCCACAACAUCCACAUGCCGCGUGACCGCGUCACCCAGAACCACCAAGGCUUCGGCUUCGUCGAGUUCCGCACGCCCUCGGACGCCGAGUACGCGGCCAACGUCAUGAACGGCAUCAAGCUGUUCGGCAAGUCGCUGCGCGUGAACAAGGCGUCGGCCGACAAGCAAAAGGGCGCCGACAUUGGCGCCGAGCUCUUCAUCGGCAACCUCGACCCCAUGGCGGACGAGAAACUCCUCUACGACACCUUCUCCCGCUUCGGCCCGCUGCUGAGCCUGCCCAAGGUGGCCAGGGACGACAGCGGCAUGAGCAAGGGCUUCGGCUUCGUCAGCUUCGGCGACUUUGAGAGCAGCGACGCCGCCGUCGCGAACCUGGACGGGCAGUACAUGCUCAGCAAGGAGGUCAGCGUGCAGUACGCCUUCAAGAAGGACGGCAAGGGGGAGCGCCACGGCGACGAGGCCGAGAGAGAGCUGGCGAAGCAGGCCAAGAAACGCAACAUUGUGCCAGAGGCCCAGGCCCUGCCGGCGUUUGUGACGCAGCAGAGCCAGCCUCAGCAACCGCCGCCUGCGCCGCCUCAGCAGCAGCAGCAACAGCAGCAGCAACAACAUCAACAGCAUCAACCACCACAGGGUGGCCAGCAGCCGCCGCCUGUUCCCGCCGGUUUCGACCCAGCCAUGAUUCCUCCCCCGCCCGCCGGGUUGGGCGCCCAUGCGAUGCCUCCAAUGGCGGCGCAUCACCACGCGCCGCCGCCGCCGAUGCCGCCAAACUUCCACCGCAACCCUCCUCAUUCUCAAGCUCGAUCGUCGGUUCCUCUGCCUCCCCCGCCUACAGGACUCCCGGCUCGGCCGCCGCAGAGUCAGAACUACACCAAUCCUGCCGACUUUCACCCCGGCGCAUUCCGACCUCCUUCUGGAUCACCAAAUCCCCCAGGAUACCCCGUGGCACCACCUCCUGGCUUCCCAGCCGCACCUCCAGGAGCUCCGGGACAGCAAGCACCGCCAGGAGCAGGGCCACCUGGGUUCAUGCCACCGCCCGGAUUCCAACCUCCUCCAGGCUUCGGACGUCGUUGA